AUAUUGACAUCUCCGUUCGCUUCACACUGAUUCAGGUUGUUAAAAUUACAGCUCGAGGACAGCAGAUACGGGCGAUACUCUCCUCACUCACAGUCCACCCAUCACUCCACCGUCUACCGCAACAACGUCAUCAAUUGGAGUCACCAUCCGAUCUACACCCCGGAUCAAUCGCGGAUCUCUCAACCGGCAUCAUGUCCACCACGUCGUCCCAGCCGCAAAACCCCAAGUCUCUCUUCGUUCACCAGACUUCUGGGGCUGCUGGCUCUACAGAGGGGACCAAAGAUGAACACACCGGGCUAACCAAACUCCCCAAUGGCGUCGUCCUAGACAAGGACGGGAAGCCAUGUCGCCUCUGCACCUCCGCCGCAUCCUGGCGCUCUCUUACCAAACAAGCCAAAACUUCGCCCUCCUCCUCUUCCUCAUCCUCCUCCUCAUCCACCCCCGCCUCAAGCACAACAUCCACCUCAACCCCACCUCCCCCAAAACCAUCAUCCCCAACAACAGCCGCCUCCGCCGCCGCCUUCACCACCGCAGCAGCAGCAUCAACCACCCUCCCAAGCGAAUCCCAAACCCAAUGCCCCCCGGACGUCGAAGAACUCGGCCGCUCAACCUGGACCCUCCUGCACUCCAUGACAGCCGCCUACCCAGCGCGCGCCUCGCCCGAGCAACAAACCGACAUGCAGUCCUUCCUGCGCCUCUUCGGCCGCCUGUACCCGUGCUGGGUGUGCGCAGACGACUUCCGCACCUGGAUGGCGGAGCCGAGUGGGCGCAACCAGCCGCGGCUGGGUGGGCGCUCCGAGUUCGGGACGUGGAUGUGUGAGGCGCAUAAUGCUGUUAAUCGGAAGUUGGGGAAGAGGGAAUUUGAUUGUCGGUUUUGGGAGGAGAGGUGGAGGACGGGGUGGAAGGAUGGGAGGUGUGAUUGAUUGACCUCUUUUUCUCUUUCUCUCUAUCUUCCUGGGUGGAUGUGGGUGUGCUUUUAUCUGCCCCGUUUUAGACAAGGCAUUUGGUGGAUGAGAGAUGAUGUAUUUUUGAUGUACUAUAUUAUAUACUGUUCCACUCUACUGAUUUUUGUAUAAUCAAUGCACUCUUGGUUAUCGAAUGAAAU
Messenger RNA from Aspergillus campestris IBT 28561, 1105 nucleotides. Its product is annotated as flavin-linked sulfhydryl oxidase. Gene Ontology annotation, molecular function: flavin adenine dinucleotide binding; flavin-dependent sulfhydryl oxidase activity. Gene Ontology annotation, cellular component: mitochondrion. The coding region runs from base 192 to 923 and encodes 243 amino acids. The record is from RefSeq and is a predicted model, not a curated record. The transcript is spliced from 2 exons. NCBI's taxonomy places the organism in Eukaryota, Fungi, Ascomycota, Eurotiomycetes, Eurotiales, Aspergillaceae.